This is a messenger RNA of Penicillium egyptiacum, 1839 nucleotides long. NCBI's taxonomy places the organism in Eukaryota, Fungi, Ascomycota, Eurotiomycetes, Eurotiales, Aspergillaceae. The record is from the annotation of a GenBank genome assembly.
AUGAAGUUCCCUCUAGGAAGCCUGUCCCUCUGGCUUCUAUGCCUCGUGCAAUGGACAUCUGCAGCUACGGUGUUCUUUCCAGUUACUUUGACGUGGGCGAACAGAACCGUCGCAGGAGUGUCUAGGCCGGUUAUUUCAACAAACGGCCAGUUUCCUGCUCCCCCGCUGCGGAUCAACCAGGGUGACAAUGUUGAGUUCCUCGUUGACAACCGUUUGCCGUUCAAUACAACUGUACACUUCCACGGUAGGCUGUUGGAUACAUUGAUCUGGUUUAGCAUACACAUACUGACUUGGUAUCUUCUAGGAAUUGAACAACUGGGAACUCCUUGGUCUGAUGGAGUCCCCGGUGUCUCGCAGAGAUCAAUUAGACCAAACACGUCGUUCCUAUAUAAAUGGACAGCAACCGAGUACGGGGCUUACUGGUAUCAUGCGCAUCACCGUGGCUCUCUCGAAGACGGGCUUUUUGGACCAAUCUAUAUCACCCCUGCCCCCUCAGUGCAAAAGCCUUUCGGUCUUAUCACGACCAAUCCUGCUCAGCUGAGGGCUAUGAUCCGCGCAGAGAGUGUGACCUCUCCCGUCUUGCUUUCGGAUUGGCGUGUUCUCACUUCGGAGGAAAUCUGGGCUGCCGAGUUGGCCUCCGGCACAGACUCAUUCUGCGCCAAUGCUUUGCUCAUUAAUGGCAAAGGGUCCAUCACCUGCCUGCCACGUGCUGAGAUUGAUGCCCUUACAACAGACGUUCAGAAAACGAGUCUAGGUAAUAAUCUAAGAUUAACAGAUCUUGCAUGCUUCCCUCCCAACAUCACUGAAAGAGUAUUCAAUUUCCCACACAACUACAACGCCAUUCGCCCAACCAUGUUCGAAGGCUGUGUACCAUCCCAAGGUCCCCAAGAGAUCUUUACUGUCAAUGCAGCCCAUCAAUACGUAAGCUGGGAUCUCACCAGCACAGCCGGUCUACUAGAACUCACUUUCUCAGUCGACGAGCACGACAUGUGGGUCUACGCCAUAGACGGACGAUAUAUCCAGCCUCGAAAAGUCAACGCAGUCACGAUCCCGAACUCAAAUCGCUACUCCGUGCUUAUUCCCCUCACCCAGCCAGCCGGAGACUACACAGUGCGCAUGGUCAGCGCCAGCAUAAACCAGAUCCUCAACACAACCGCAAUAAUGCGAUACCAAGGCUUGCGCCAGCUAACCCGCCCAUCCAACCCGUGGAUCCAAAUCAACAACGCACCCGCCAGGCCAGACACCGUCUUCCUGGACGAGUCACGCGUCAUCCCGUUCCCGGCACUCGUCCCUUCAAACAAUAUCGCACAAACCUUCUUCCUGCAUAUCAACCAAGUGGGCACCGCCUACCGUUGGAGACUCGGUAAUACCAGCUACGGCCUGGAGCUUGAGGAAUCACAGCCCUUGCUCUUCAACCAGAAUUCCAUUCCCAGUGACUUGGUCAUCAGAACGAAGAAUAAUACCUGGAUCGACUUGAUUCUUCAAACUGAUACUAUUCUCCAGCCCCCGCAUCCGAUCCACAAGCACUCGAAUAAGCAUUUUAUCAUCGGUCAGGGAAAUGGUACUUUCACCUGGAAUUCAGUCGCGGAAGCCGUACAGGCUGUUCCUGGUAACUUUAAUCUGCAAACACCGCAGUAUCGUGAUACCUUCCAUACGGUGCAGACUGUAACGGGGCUGAGCUGGACGGUUCUCAGGUAUCAUGUUGUUAAUCCCGGUGCGUUCAUAAUGCACUGUCAUAUUCAGGUUCAUCAGAGUGGCGGGAUGGCUUUGGCCAUAUUGGAUGGGGUUGAUGCUUGGCCUACCGUCCCGCUGCCUUAUAGGAUUACUGCUGGUUUUUAG